GAUGGCUCCCGCGCUCCCGGCCCGCCCGGCCGCACGCCGCUGAACCGGCCGCCCCCCGGGGGCGGGGGGGGGGAAGCCCGCUCGUCUCCUCGCAUGUCCGCGGCGCCCGGGAAGUCGGAUGUGUGUACGGCCUUCCUCCCCCUCCUCCUCUCCUCCAUGGCCGUCGUGCUCCGGCUUCUCGGCCUCUCCGGGAGCGCUCCGAGCCCGGCGGGCAGCAGCGGCAGCUCCGCACGUCGCGAUCGCCGUAGCGAGGCUCGGCGCGGCUGAGCUCCCCGUGACCGCGCCCCAACCCGGCCAUGUACCCCCAGGGCCGGCACCCGGCUCCGCACCAGCCGGGCCAACCGGGCUUCAAAUUCACCGUGGCCGAGUCCUGCGACCGGAUCAAGGACGAGUUCCAGUUCCUGCAGGCCCAGUACCACAGCCUCAAAGUGGAGUAUGACAAGCUGGCGAACGAGAAGACCGAAAUGCAGCGCCAUUACGUUAUGUACUACGAAAUGUCGUACGGUUUGAAUAUUGAAAUGCACAAACAGACAGAAAUUGCUAAAAGACUCAACACCAUUUUAGCCCAGAUCAUGCCUUUUCUGUCACAAGAGCACCAACAGCAGGUGGCCCAGGCUGUUGAGCGUGCCAAGCAGGUGACAAUGACGGAGUUGAAUGCUAUCAUCGGGGUACGUGGACUUCCCAAUCUGCCUCUCACCGUGUGUAUUCCCCUUUUAUUCCUAUCAUUUACCAUGUCCAGAGGCAACCCUGCGCUCAGGGGGGCAGGCAGGGCGGCUCCCAGUCCCCAGCCAUCCCAAAAUCCUGAAAUGGCUUCAAGCUCACGGCUCCUGGCUGUCCAAAACCUAAAACUGCCCCAAAAUCCUGAAAUGGCUUCAAGCUCACAGCUCCUGGCUGUCCAAAACCUAAAACUGCCCCAAAAUCCUGAAACGGCCUCAACUUUAUUUUCCUGUCUCUGUUCUGGCUGUGCCCUCCCCGCUGCCCUGGCAUCUCCUGAAGAGCGAGACUCAAGUGCAAAUAAUUCCGUGUCCCCCUCGGAGAGCCUGCGGGCCAGCGAGAAGCACCGGAGCUCCACGGAUUACAGCAUGGACUCCAAGAAGAGGAAAGCAGAGGAGAAGGACAGCAUGAGCCGAUAUGACAGCGAUGGUGACAAGAGCGACGACCUGGUGGUGGACGUCUCCAACGAGGACCCCGCCACCCCCCGGGUGAGCCCGGCCCAUUCCCCGCCGGAGAACGGGCUGGACAAAGCCCGCGGGCUGAAGAAAGGCGAUGCUCCCAACAGCCCGGCCUCGGUGGCCUCCUCCAGCAGCACUCCCUCCUCCAAGACCAAGGACCUGGGCCACAACGACAAAUCCUCCACGCCCGGCCUCAAGUCCAACACUCCGACGCCCAGGAACGACGCUCCCACCCCGGGCACCAGCAGCACCCCGGGGCUGCGGCCCAUGCCUGGCAAACCCAGCGGCAUGGACCCCCUGGGUGGGUACCCGUGGUGUCACUGCUGUCCCCAGCACGGCUCCAGCUCGUCCCUGUGCGCCUACGCGGGGCUGCACAACCUCCCCCCGCAGAUGAGCGCGGCCGCCGCCGCCGCCGCCGCCUACGGCCGGGCGCCAAUGGUCGGCUUUGACCCUCACCCGCCCAUGCGCGCCCCGGGCCUGCCCUCCAGCCUGGCGUCCAUCCCUGGAGGCAAACCGGCCUACUCGUUCCACGUGAGCGCCGACGGGCAGAUGCAGCCGGUGCCGUUCCCGCACGACGCGCUGGCGGGGCCGGGCAUCCCGCGGCACGCGCGGCAGAUCAACACGCUGAGCCACGGCGAGGUGGUGUGCGCCGUCACCAUCAGCAACCCCACGCGCCACGUCUACACCGGCGGCAAGGGCUGCGUCAAGAUCUGGGACAUCAGCCAGCCCGGCAGCAAGAGCCCCAUCUCCCAGCUGGACUGCCUGAACAGGGAUAACUACAUCCGCUCCUGCAAGCUGCUGCCGGACGGGCGCACGCUGAUCGUGGGGGGCGAGGCCAGCACGCUGACCAUCUGGGACCUGGCGUCGCCCACGCCGCGCAUCAAGGCCGAGCUGACGUCCUCGGCGCCCGCCUGCUACGCGCUGGCCAUCAGCCCCGACGCCAAGGUGUGCUUCUCGUGCUGCAGCGACGGCAACAUCGCCGUCUGGGACCUGCACAACCAGACCCUGGUCAGGCAAUUCCAAGGGCACACGGACGGGGCCAGCUGCAUCGACAUCUCGCACGACGGGACGAAGCUGUGGACGGGGGGCCUGGACAACACCGUGCGCUCCUGGGACCUGCGCGAGGGCCGGCAGCUGCAGCAGCACGACUUCACCUCCCAGAUCUUCUCCCUGGGGUACUGCCCGACGGGCGAGUGGCUGGCGGUGGGCAUGGAGAGCAGCAACGUGGAGGUGCUGCACCACACCAAGCCCGACAAGUACCAGCUGCACCUGCACGAGAGCUGCGUCCUCUCCCUCAAAUUCGCCUACUGCGGGAAGUGGUUUGUGAGCACUGGGAAGGACAACCUGCUCAACGCCUGGAGGACGCCCUACGGAGCCAGCAUCUUCCAGUCCAAGGAAUCCUCGUCGGUGCUGAGCUGUGACAUCUCUGCGGAUGACAAGUACAUCGUCACGGGCUCUGGGGACAAGAAGGCCACGGUCUACGAGGUCAUCUACUGAGCCUGGCACUUCCAGCAGCAUGGGGAACACCCGGGAAUGCCCAGGAACACCCCGGGAACACCCGGGAAUGCCCAGGAACACCCCAGGAACACCCGGGAAUGCCCAGGAACACCCGGGAACGCCCGGCCCAGCUCCGCCCGCCACACUCGGAUUUAUUUGGAGAUCUGCAACUCUGGCACACAUGGAAGCCCUAAACGGAUUUUUAUUUGGUUUUAAGCUUUUGGGGUUCCUUUUGAAUUUUUUUUUUUUUGGUUUUCCGGUUCUUUCCGUCUGGCUUUGGUGGCACUAUAAAGGACUCCUUUUUUUAUUGGGAUUUUUUUUUUUUUUUU
This is a messenger RNA of Lonchura striata (white-rumped munia), 2998 nucleotides long. NCBI's taxonomy places the organism in Eukaryota, Metazoa, Chordata, Aves, Passeriformes, Estrildidae. The record is from RefSeq and is a predicted model, not a curated record.